Molecule: messenger RNA, 5441 nt
Organism: Corythoichthys intestinalis (scribbled pipefish)
Lineage: Eukaryota; Metazoa; Chordata; Actinopteri; Syngnathiformes; Syngnathidae
Gene: mst1rb
Product: macrophage stimulating 1 receptor b
Exons: 21
Coding region: 285-4424 (1379 amino acids)
Biological process (GO): nervous system development; cell migration; pancreas development
Cellular component (GO): basal plasma membrane; plasma membrane; signaling receptor complex
Molecular function (GO): hepatocyte growth factor receptor activity; ATP binding; protein binding
Source: RefSeq, a predicted model, not a curated record
ACCAAACAUCGGGACGAGUUGCGAUUAUAGAAAUCAAACUGUAACCUACUCCUCGGAAAAGUAUCCUAUUCGCAACCUGGCCAAUAGGUAUACAUCAAGUCCAAGGUCAAGGAAUUGAUAACUUCGGUGAGAGAACGGUUUAAGGAACCAGACGAAAGAGGCGGUGGAGGUGGUGGUGACGAACCGUACAGAUAUGUGGGGCUGGUGUUAAAGAUGAAUUCGACUGGACAUCAUACCUGGAGGUAACCCUGAGUGCUGUUGGCCCCUGUGCAUGCCAAGUGGUGAUGGCCAGCUGGACCCCCCAGUGGGGGACAUGUGUCUGGCUUCAGACUCUGCUGGCAUUUGCCAUGGCCAACUGUCCCUCACUGGCCCCGAACCCAGUCAACUUCUCUGUGGUUUACACCAUGCCCUUCUUUCAAGCUUAUGGCCCUAUCCAGAACAUUGUCAACAACUCAUUGUACCAGGAAGUGUAUGUAGCCUCGCAAAAUGUGAUCGAAGCUGUCAACAGAAGCUUGGAAAAGACAUGGGGGCUCCGCACUGGACCGGUUGGAAGCCCGGAGUGUCAGGUUUGCGAUCUGUGUCAAAUUGAUAAAGACCCCAACUUCCUUGAGGACACAAACAACCAGGUGUUAUUGUUUGAUACCCUCUUCAUGUAUUUGUAUUCCUGUGGAAGUUCCCAGUACGGUGUGUGUUAUUUCCAUCAACUCAAUAGCAACGGAGAGCCGCCGUCUAUUUCCAAGUGUUUGUUCCGUGCUGAUUCAAACUCUGCUGCCUACUGCCCUGACUGUGUCGCCAGUCCUCUUGGUACCAAAGUCACCAUGGUGGAGGAAGGUCAGACGGUUUACUUCUUUGUUGCUGCUUCUGUUAAUGAAAGUGUGACUCAACGCUAUGGAAGAAAAUCUAUAUCAGUGCGUCGACCACUGGCUACAGAAGAUGGCUUCUACAGUGAUGUUCGUGGCUUAACCGUCCUUCCUGGGUUGAGAGGGACUUACCACAUUGAGUACGUCUACAGCUUUUUCACACAGGAGUUUGUGUACUUUGUCUCAGUUCAAAGAGAGAGCCCGGACCAAGAAUCAUCUCCCUUCCAAACUCGCCUUGGCCGUCUUCCACGAAAUGAAUGGGAGAUGAAACGCUAUCGUGAGGUCAUUCUAGAAUGUCGUUUUGAACCUAAGCGACGGAGAAGGAAUGUGGUCAGUGAACCCUACAAGGAUGUGGUAUACAAUGUUGUCCAGGCAGCACAUUUUGGCAAAGCUGGCAGGGAGCUUGCCGAAGAGUUGGGGGCGGAGGAGGAUGAUGACAUACUCUAUGGGGUCUUUGCCGUCAUGGAUGACAAUGGAGUUACGGUGCAUGAUUCAGCUGUCUGCGCCUUUCCCAUGGACAACGUGAAUGAGGCAAUCGCUGAUGGGGUGGACGAUUGCUGUAAAUCUGGACCAGAGCAACUCUCCAGGGGGCUUUGCCAUUUCCAGCAAUGUGAAAGUUGUCCUCACGAGAGCAUGGAGAACAACACGACAUGCAGAGACCAUCCAACCAUGGUUUCCCAGCCCUACUACAGAGUGGACCUCCUCAAUCGACAGAUGACAAACGUUCUUCUUACCUCACUGCUGGUGACCACAAUUGACAACAAGACUGUUGCCCAUAUUGGUACAUCCACAGGUCGACUGUUGCAGCUUGUGCUGACAAGACUGAAUCCGAUUAUCUUCGCUAAUUAUUCUUUGGUGGAGAACCAAAGGAUCUCAUCCAUUGCUGCAGUCUACUCAUCAGAGUAUCUCCUUUUUGUGGUGGGAGACAAGAUGUUUCAAGUGCCUCAGAGAGGACCAGGUUGUCAACACUUCCUGACUUGUGCCAUGUGCCUGACAGCCCCCAAGUUCAUGGGCUGUGGCUGGUGCUCAGGAGUGUGUUCAUGGGAGAGUGAGUGCUCAAGUCAUUGGAGGAAUGAGUCCUGCCCACCACAGAUCACAGGGUUCUUUCCACGGACUGCUCCCCCUGAUGGUCAAACAGAGUUUACGGUGUGUGGACGUGAGUUCCAGUCACCCCAAAGACCUGCCAUUACAUCCAGAACCCACCAGGUUAAACUGGGUCAAACAGCAUGCGCUGUGCUUCCUGUAAAGAGUAACAACACACACCUGGUGUGUAAGAUUCGCUCCGGGGCCACUGACCUGUCAAAACCAGUCAACAUCACAGUGGAAGUGCAUGAGAGUGAGGGAGGCAUGAAGGUGGAGGGACGUUAUGCUAUUGAUGGGAAGGCAGAAAUGCCUGGCUUUACAUUUCUGAUUCCCAACAUCACAGAGAUUCAGCCCAACUAUGGGCCUCUUAUGGGGGGCACAUUAAUCACAGUGACUGGGGCUCACUUGGAUGCCGGACGGACAAGGAAAGUCACACUCAAUGAUGUGCCUUGUCCGAUUACAAGAGUCACUAAGCCUAAAGGCAUUAUGUCCUCAAUCAUCUGUCUGUCCCAGCCAAUCUCAGAGGUGCGGGAUGUACCUCUCAGUGUUUUCAUCGACAAGUCUCCCGUCCUCACAACAAAGGUUUUUUACUACAAAGAAAACCCCAAGAUCACAGCUGUACUGCCCGACUGUAGUUUUGACAGGGGGUCGAAUAUUUUGAUUGAAGGGGAGAAUCUGGAUUCUGUUUAUCGUACCAUCAUCCACUUUAAACCCAAUGAGAGCCACCUGAAGCCUGUGACAAGGGAGUGCAUUGGGAAGGCCUUGUCUACAAGGAUGGAAUGCAUCACUCCUGUAUUUCCAAGGGAUGAGACAGAGGAAGGAGAGCUUUCCUUUGACAUGGACGGAGCAGUGGGACUUUGGAACAAAGAGUUUUCCUAUCACCCUUACGGCAAGCCAAUACCCUUUGAAACAGAAGGACAUGAGCUGCAUUUGUAUCCGGGGUUUGAUGAGGUUUCACUGCAUCAUCAGAAACUAAACCUGGUUAGCUCCUGUAUGACCAUCAUUAUGACGGUGGCAGGUGUUGAUUGUGAUGCUAAGGUCCUGGAUAAUGAGAUCACCUGCAGAAUACCUAAAAAUAUAACCAUCCCAAGUGAGGGACUCCCUGUGAAGAUCUCCAUUAACGGGCAGGUCCACAAUGUGGGCACAGUUAUAAGGGUCAGCAACCACUACAUGGUGGGGAUAGUGCUGGGAAUCCUCGCUGCGCUAGUGGCCGGGGCAGUGCUGGCCUUUGUCGUCAUGAAGCACUUGAGGAAGAAAAAGAAAGCUUCCAUGGUGGAGAGCCGUUUGGCCCACAGUGCUAGGCGUUCUGGAUCAAAUAAUGUAGAAUUGUCACCGGCUGGGGACUACAGAAGAGUAGUGUCCAUGAGUCCUUCAACUCCCACUGCUGGGCCUGUGGCCUUCCCCAGCCUGGCCUAUGCUGCAGGCAGUAUAGACGUUACUCUUACUCCUCUUAUGGCUGCAGAGAAAAUUUCCAUUUCUAGUUUUAGGCCUGAGUUAUUGGAGGAGGUUAAAGAUGUUCUUAUUCCUGCUGAAAUGCUCCUCGUGCAACACCAUCGGAUCAUUGGGAAGGGUCAUUUUGGAACAGUCUAUCAUGGCUACUUCACCGACCAUAGCAGCAGGGAAAUACACUGUGCUGUCAAGUCUUUGAAUAGAAUAACAGAUGUUGAGGAGGUGGAGCAGUUUCUGAAGGAAGGAAUUAUAAUGAAAGGCUUCCAUCACAUCAAUGUGCUGUCUCUUUUGGGCAUCCUCCUACCACAAGAAGGUCUUCCUCUGGUAGUUCUGCCAUACAUGAAACAUGGAGACCUCCGCCACUUUAUACGCUGCGAGAAGAGGAACCCCACUGUGAAGGAUCUUAUUGGCUUUGGACUGCAAGUUGCCAAGGGGAUGGAGUAUUUAGCUCAGAAGAAGUUCGUUCACAGAGAUCUCGCAGCACGUAACUGCAUGCUUGACGAGUCUUAUACAGUCAAGGUGGCAGAUUUCGGCAUGGCCAGAGAUGUCUUUGAUAAGGAAUACUACAGUAUUCAAGACCACAGAAAGGCUAAAUUGCCUGUCAAAUGGAUGGCUAUUGAGAGUCUACGGACACAGAAAUUCACUUCUAAGUCCGAUGUGUGGUCCUUUGGUGUGCUGAUGUGGGAGAUGCUGACUAGAGGGGCAAGCCCUUACCCAGAAGUGGACCCUUAUGACAUAACACACUAUUUAUUCAAAGGCAGGCGGCUCCCCCAGCCUCAGUAUUGCCCUGACCCUUUGUAUAGCAUUAUGCUCGAGUGCUGGGACCCAGAUCCAGAACUGAGGCCUAACUUUGCUACUUUGGUGUCAGCUGUCACCACCAUCCUCUCAAGUCUGGAGGGAGAACACUACAUCAGUCUGAAUGUUACAUAUGUUAACCUGGACCAACCAAGGCCCUACCCGGCACUCACCGAGUCUGCUGAUGAAUGUGACUCCACGGAUGCUGAGAGUGACUCAGGCUCAGUCUCUUCCUGAUUGUUUCCCAUCCUUCAUCAGUUCAAAACACAGGUGUACAAAAAGCUGAGGCAAGUGCACACAAGUGUUUGUGGUACAGGAAGACUUUCAUAGCACACUUCAGUCUAUAGCAAGACUUUUACCAAAGAGCUACACCUUUGUGACCUCCAAAUUUUUUUGUUUUGUAUUGUUCAACAUUCCAGAUAUCCAAAUAGACUGUGUUCAAAGGAUAAAUUAAGUAUGAUGCUUUUUGCUUCAAAACAUUUUGCAGCUAAGUUUGACUAAAACUGCACUGAUGCUUUUCAGACACUGACUAUGACACAAAGACUAUGUUAUCCUGAGUUGCGUUUGUGAUACAAAAGCUACAUAACAGAUUGCAACCGUUAUAUUUUGUUGCGGAUGUAGACUGAAGCACUUACUUGUCACAACAUUAGGUACACUUGCACAGAUUAAAGAUUCAAUCGGCUGAUCCAGAAUUUAGCCUUUAAAAAAAUGAUGGAAAUAUUUUGUUAUCAGAGAAGUUACAUAACCAUAACAAAGCAUUGUUAUUGUUGUUUUAAUAAAUAAUUAAAUUUAAACAAAUAAUUAGGUGUUCUUAAUGAUUUCAGUAUUCAAUUCAUCUCUAGAGAUGGGCAAAACAUUUAAACCCCUGAGGAAAAAUAGACAUCCAAGUUGCACCCACAAUAAAAAAAAACAACCAACCAAACAAACAAAAAACCCAAGACAUACAUAGCAAACAAAGAUUGCUAUAGCAACAGCAUUUGACAGAGUUGAAUUGCUUACUUCGUUCAGGUGUACUUAAUGUUGUAUUUUAAAGUUAGCAACAGUUUUGAGGAGAGGACUCGUAACGUAAAAAAUUGGGUUUGUUUCGCCGAGGUACAACAUAGUGGAUAGCAUAAGUUACACUGACUAUAGAUGGUUGUACGGAACGCCGUAUAUGCAUAUAACAGCUUACCAUAUGUUUGGGUCUGACAUUUUCACAUUUGCUUUUAAUUCUUCUACAGUACUGUGAUUAUUCUGUAUGAAGUGAAGCAAUAA